This is a messenger RNA of Solanum tuberosum (potato), 1289 nucleotides long. RefSeq lists its product as uncharacterized. The transcript is spliced from 2 exons. The record is from RefSeq and is a predicted model, not a curated record. Bases 462 to 872 code for a protein of 136 amino acids. Lineage: Eukaryota; Viridiplantae; Streptophyta; Magnoliopsida; Solanales; Solanaceae.
UUUAUACUAUCUGCCAUCAUUUCUUGAUUUAGAGAUAAUGAAUUGCUCCUUUCAUUUCUUUUCUUAUAUAAGACUUAAGAGUUCAAAAUUUAUAGUGAAUUAUAUUAUUCCAUUCAUUAUAUUACAUAUCUCUUUUGUGAAGGAAAAAACAUUUCAUUAACUUAAUUAUUUGGAUAUCGUUGCUUCAAUCAAAUUCAUCGAUUCAUCUUCACAUGAACCUUUAUCAUGUCUCUACAACUUCGGACAGACGACUACAACUUCACCACCCGAUCAUGAUCUUACCGGCACCUCCGUGGAGCUGUUGCUAGGCUCUCCAAUUUCUAAAUUUUAGUGUACUUAAGUUGAAGCUAUCUCAGUGGAUCGUAUCAGUAAGACUACUCAAAAGAAAGUCGUGAAGAAACUACAUACAACUAUAAACUCAUCUUUUUUCUGAACCCCGUGCACCGAGCUAAACUUUUAAGAUGAAUUUUCUAGAGGUGGUCGUCCAGGUAGAAAACCGGGGCGACAGUGAUGUCUAUCUGAAGGAGAGUCUCCUUCAUGCACUGCCAGGACGAUACGGCCUUGUGAUUAAAAUUGCCCCGUUCAGCACAAAGGUUAUCGCGGCGCAUACCUUCUUUGCCCGCAAUAAGUCCUUCGGGAGGCCCUCUACCGUAGAGGUUCAUAUAAACGGGAAAUUUAUUCAGUGCUUGACUCCACAGACGUUUGUACAUUUCCCAAAGAUCAUCGUUGACGAUGGUUUUACCGAUGGAGAGGGAUCAAUCAUCCGUGUGAUUCAUCCCCAAAGACCUCUUGAGCUCUCUCGUCUAAGGGCAUUCAACUUUCUUGCGAUGGGAUUCAAAGAAAGAAAGGAAGUGUGGAUUGUGAAGAAAUAAGGACUCAGUCAGAUGCAUGGAUACUGCAGGCUGCGGCUGAAAAAUUAAACAACAUUUUGACGUUUCUGUGUUUUUUUUCUUAAUUAUUGUUAUGGAGGAUGUGUGCGGUUCUUUUUAAUUUCUUCAUUUGUUUUCCUCCUGCGUGUACUUUUAUUUUUAAUAAGGGGAUAACACACAAGUACCCCUAGAAUAUGAUCGAAAUUCCAGAGACACACCUUAACUAAACUAAGGUUCUAUUACCCCCUAAACUUUUUUUUUAUAAUUUUGUACACCUUUUGUUUUACGUGGCACACUCCGUGACUCCAUGCAAUUGAGGCGCGUGAGAGAUAUUGGAUGCCACGUAAACCAAAAAGGUGCACAAAAUAAAAUAAAAAUGGGUUCAGGGGCAAUAAGACGUUAGUUUAGUUAAGGUGUGCC